Colletotrichum spaethianum is the source of this 1737-nucleotide messenger RNA. Its product is annotated as cytochrome P450 monooxygenase TRI13. The transcript is spliced from 2 exons. The record is from RefSeq and is a predicted model, not a curated record. Gene Ontology annotation, molecular function: iron ion binding; oxidoreductase activity, acting on paired donors, with incorporation or reduction of molecular oxygen; monooxygenase activity. NCBI's taxonomy places the organism in Eukaryota, Fungi, Ascomycota, Sordariomycetes, Glomerellales, Glomerellaceae. Bases 1 to 1737 code for a protein of 578 amino acids.
AUGACCUGGCUCAACUUGAUUACUGCCAUUUUUGUUGCGGUGGCUGUGGCCAUGCGCCUUGUUUAUCCUCGCCUUCUGCCCAAGCCCAUUCCUGGCAUCCCGUGCAACAAAGAGUCAACCACGCGGUUACUGGGAGAUGCGCAGUAUUUUAUUGAUCUUGACAGAAACGGGAAAUUCUGGGCCAGCUUCUUCACCGAUCUCCUCGCAAAGUACAAGACACCAAUAGCCCAAUACUUUCCAGGGCCGUUCGAAGGCACCCAUGUCGUCAUUGGAGAUUAUCGUGAGGCUCGUGACCUCAUGACAAAGCGCGGCAAGGAUCUUGGUAGGGGUUACAAGAACAACGUGACGUGGCAGGGGGUCCUCCCCGAGCAUUUUAUUGCCAUGGAUGAUUUCCACCCGUCUUUUAAAGAGGCGAAGUUUCUAACUAAAGACUUGAUGACACCAAGUUUUCUUCAUGGAGUAUCUGCACCUGCUUCGUACAAAAUGGUGAUGAACUUUAUCAACCUGUGGAAGGUCAAGGCUGUCAUGGCUAAAGGGUUACCUUUUGACGCAGCCGAGGACUUAGAGGGUUUCACCUACGAUAUUAUGAUGACUGCUGCUUUCGGAAUCGCGGAGCAAAAAAGUCACACCCUGGACCGACUACGCACUAUUCAGAAAGCCGAGACAGUAGAGGUUCAAGGCAAUGCCUCUGUUCAAAUUGCCAAAUUCCCACAUACAGACAAACCAGAGCUGCUCGCUGCCCUUAAUACGUUAAAUGCUAAAGUCAACGGUUCUCUUCGGUCAACAAUACCAAGGACCUUUCACGCAGUAAACAACUUCCGACCCUCCGUUCGCCGUGCCUUCAAAUCAAAGAGAACAAUCAUUCAAUCUCAUAUUGACCGGUCGGUCAAGAAGUUAUCUCGAAGUGGCUUGAAGGAAGAGUUCGCGUCGGCAGUGGAUUACGUGGUAUCACGUGAAAGGUUCGCCGCUGAGAGUGCUGGUAGGCCUCCUGCCUUUAACUCUCUGCGUAUGAAUGAUAUGCUGUGGGGCUAUCUGGUCGGUGGGCAAGAAUCCACGCACAGCACGCUAUGCUUCACAGUGAAAUAUCUCGGGGCAAAUCAUGACGCCCAAUCGAAGUUGCGCAGGGCCCUACAUCUCGCUUAUCCUAAGGCAAAUGACCACAACUGUCAGCCGACCAUCGAAGAGAUUAUCAAGACGCAAGUCCCCUUCUUAGAUGCAUUUAUUGAAGAGACUCUGCGUAUGUGCAGCCCUGCAGCGGCAGUGACAAAGGAGGCGCUCUGUGAUAUGAUGGUCUUAGGAUACGUCAUCCCAAAGGGCACUCCGAUUAUGUUCUUGUUAGGCGGCCCUACAAUCAAAGAACCAGGGGCAGAAGUCAAGGAGUCAAAGCGCAGUGAAACAUCGCAGAAGCUCUGCGGUGAGGGUGUGGACGAUUGGUCCCAGAGUCCAUUCCCGCCUGGUGAGUUCCACGUCGAGCGUUGGUUACAGCCUGACGAGAAUGGAGACAUUACGUUCAACAAUAAGGCUGGGCCGUUUAUGAGUUUUAGUAGUGGACUAAGGGGAUGCUGGGGUAAAAGAUUGGCGUACCUAGAGCUCAAGUUGAUCGUUACCUUACUGGUAUGGAAUUUGGAGUUCAACAGACUGCCUACUGAGAUGGAAAACAAUGGACUUGUUGAGGGGAUAUUUACGAAGCCUAAGUCAUGCUUGGUCAAACUAGAGAGUAGUGACUGUAGAGCGUGA